Trichoderma aggressivum f. europaeum is the source of this 543-nucleotide messenger RNA. RefSeq lists its product as uncharacterized. The coding region runs from base 1 to 543 and encodes 180 amino acids. NCBI's taxonomy places the organism in Eukaryota, Fungi, Ascomycota, Sordariomycetes, Hypocreales, Hypocreaceae. The transcript has a single exon. The record is from RefSeq and is a predicted model, not a curated record.
AUGAGAGAGAACAGAGACUCCGUGUGCGACGCGAGUGUUGAUGAUAUGCAGCACUUGACGCCGUACGACAAGGAACAGGGGAUCGGAUCCCAUCCUGAGGGCCUGGCGGAAGCUGCUGCUCGACGCGUUACCGUGAACGGGAAGCGUCUGUUGAGACCAAGAAGACACAGGGGGGCCAUAACCAGGAGGUUCCGUUCGGUCAGACCUUUUACCAUUGCGGCAUCAUCCAUUGCGGCGAGGAACCGGGCAGAUGUAAGGAUAAGGAGAAAGCACAAAUGGAAGGCAUUCUGCCUCGACAACUUACUUUGUGCCCACCAACGGGAGGUCAACGUCGUGCUCAUGGCACAGAUAUCUGAGAAAGCUGCGGAAGCGGAUGGCCUCGGAGAAUCCGACCAGGCGAAGCUUGGCUUGACACUCGCGAGGCUGGCACUGGAAGAGCGCAGGUGCUUGGGCAAAGGCAACAGGAUCGCCAGAUUCCAGCUUCUCGCUCCCCCGCGGCUUGCGCGCGUUGAGGAGAGAAGAAAAGAUUGGGAGCAAGGCUGA